UGCUGGCCUACUUAUCUGGCUCAUUAAUGCUACCUAAGCUCUCUAAAGCUGCCUCACUCACUCUGUGGACGCGGGUGGUUUCUUCUGCAUUGGAAACACGGAGACACAAACCUGUGGAUGAAGCCAGCGAGGCUCAGAGACACCUGCCACCUGUAGCCCAGCAGGAGACAGAGGGAGAGGUGGGGGGGGAGAUGUCACGGCCCUUCUGUCUGCUGUUGUGGCAGGUGGUUCUCAGAGUAUCCUGCCAUGCUGGAACAGUCAGUCUGUGUGUGGGCGGCUCCAACAUCUUUGCGUCGGUAAGAGAGAACAGCCCUGCUGGUCACUUCAUCUCCAACAUCAGCAUCAGAGCCGAACCAGGAGCCAGCGCCGUCCGUCUGUGCCUGACCGGACCAAACGCCAUCUGGUUCUACCUGGAGGGGCGGACCAUCAGACUCAACUCGUCUGCUUCCAGAGUUCUGGACCGAGAGGUUCUGGGGCCGUUUCUGAUCGCUGAGCUCACCUGUUAUGAGGGCAACAUCAAACAAAGCCAAUACAGAAUUCUGGUGGAGAUUCUGAAUGAAAACGACAACAAACCAAAGUUCUUGGAGGCAACCAUCCAACCGUUUACCGUCAGCGAGGUUGCAGCAGUGAACUCUGUGGUUUUCACCGUGAAGGCUGAGGACUCUGAUGGAGACAUGAUCACCUACAUCAUUGACCAGUCCUCAGAAGAUGCACGGUUUUUCAGGAUCGACCUGCCUAACAGUGGGAAAGUGGUGCUGAACAAACCUCUAGACUAUGAGAGUAGAACACGCCUGCAGAUCCUUUUGUGGGCCCAGGUAAAGGAGUCCAACACUGUGGAGAAGUUCAAAGUCUCCACAGUACUCACCGUCAACGUCGAGGAUGUGGAUGACCACUAUCCUCACUUCCUGCCCUGCACACCUGUGUCUCCAGGGGUUCCAGUUUGCAUGAACCCAACCUACACCGCUAACAUUACGUGGAAGAACCAGGAUACGGUUCUGGAGUUUUCUCCUGGUCCAAUCAGAGCGAGGGAUGGAGAUUUGGGGAUCAACGCUCCUCUCCUAUAUACAAUCCUGUCAGGUGACGAUCACGGCAGGUUUAUUAUAGACAACAGGACAGGUGAGAUCAGGUUAACCAGAGCUGUAGAUGACCGGCGACCAGCAGUGAACUUCACCCUCACCAUCAUGGUGUCCCAGGUAGAGGAUGAGUUAAAGUACAGCGUGGCCACGGCUUUUGUCAGAGUCCUCAGUCCGAACUCCUUCCCGCCUCUCUUUAACACAACCACCUUCAAAGGGUUCAUCAUUCAGAGCUCAAGCCCUGCCUCAAUCGUCUCGACUUAUGGGAACCAGGUGUUACAGGUCCAGGUUAUGGACUGGGACUUCCCUGACGGACGGAAUCCAAACAUCCGCUUCUACCUUCAUCCCCCGUCUCAACUGUACCAAGUCACCCAGGAGGGGGUUCUAAUCGCCAGAACGGACCAGCUGCGACACUUUGACAGACACCUCCUGCAGGUUAUUGCCAGGGAUGAAGAAUCAGGAGAGGAAGCUUCAGCCUCAGUGGACAUUGAAGUCCUGCAGCGAGGACAGGCAGUUCCUCAUGGUGCGUUCAAGGAGCAGCAGUUGUUUGGAGACAUGGACAGCAGGCUGGCAGGUGGAAUCGCAGCACUGAUCUUGCUGACGUUUCUGUCAGCCUUUCUUUUUCUCCUGCUUCGAUUUGUCAGGAGGAGACGGCCGCAGGAAGCUAACAUCCUCCCCAGCCUCGCGGUUGGAAAGCAUCCAAAGGUGAGAUCUGGGUCUCCUGUGUUCAUGGAUGAAUCUCUCGGUCAUCAGGUUCCCUCGCAGUCCGGCAGCUUCCACGGCAGACAGGGCCUGUACACUCGGAGGCAGUCUCUUCCUCCUCCAGCUCCCUCCUCCUCCUCCUCAGCAGCAGACAGCAGGUCCAGACCUCACCUACCCACAUCAUCCUCAGACGUCUCUCUCGGUGACCCAGCCAGGCGCUGCCGCUUCCAGAAGGAUCUGUUUGUUGUCAUUGAGAAACCUGAAGGUGGAAUUUACAGCUGGGAGAGGUCACCUGAUGUCACAGUGGGUCUGCCGUCGACAGGUCAAUCCACGGAGAUCCACAGUGGAACACCAGACAGCGAUGAGGAAAUUCAGACUGACCUAUCACGGGAAACCUAAAGAUUAUUCCAGCCAAUCCCAGAUUAAGACUAAACAGCAGCUACUGAAGGAUCCAUCAUAUUAUUGGUUAACAGAUUUAAAGUCAUUAUUACUCUAUUUUAGUAAUUUCAAUUUAAAAAUGCCUUUCAAAGAUGAUUUACUAAUAAAAAUAUUUUUGA
Messenger RNA from Cyprinodon tularosa, 2332 nucleotides. Its product is annotated as cadherin-related family member 5. Gene Ontology annotation, molecular function: calcium ion binding. Bases 27 to 2174 code for a protein of 715 amino acids. Gene Ontology annotation, cellular component: membrane. The transcript has 15 exons. The record is from RefSeq and is a predicted model, not a curated record. Gene Ontology annotation, biological process: homophilic cell-cell adhesion. NCBI's taxonomy places the organism in Eukaryota, Metazoa, Chordata, Actinopteri, Cyprinodontiformes, Cyprinodontidae.